This is a messenger RNA of Erigeron canadensis, 4211 nucleotides long. RefSeq names its product nuclear pore complex protein NUP1. Gene Ontology annotation, cellular component: nuclear envelope. Bases 70 to 3897 code for a protein of 1275 amino acids. The transcript is spliced from 7 exons. Gene Ontology annotation, biological process: poly(A)+ mRNA export from nucleus; nuclear membrane organization. Lineage: Eukaryota; Viridiplantae; Streptophyta; Magnoliopsida; Asterales; Asteraceae. The record is from RefSeq and is a predicted model, not a curated record.
CACCUCCUUAGAUUUUCCCCCUUCUUUCCUCAACAUCAACCUUUUCUCUCUCUUUUUCUCCGGCAGCAAAUGGCGACGGCGGGCGACGGAAAUCCACCUUAUCAAUCAACGGGAGCCGGCGGCAAGGUCCGCAAGAAUCAAUCUCGACGAAACUUCAAAACGACACCGUAUGAUCGUCCAAUUAUUAAUAAUAAAAAAAUCCAAAACCCUAGCUUGAUAACAAAAAUUGUGAAUCCAGCUUCUAGACUUAUAUAUGCUGGUGCUAAUAAGCUUUUUGGCGCUUUCCGUAACCGCCUUCUUCCUUCAGAGAUAAAUGAAGAACCCAAGAAUGUUCUUCAGGCGUCAGAGAAAAGUGAGAAUUCUGCAAGCAUUGCUGCUGCCACUGGGAUAUCAGAACUUGAACAAAUGCUGCAACAAAAAACCUUUACUAGAACCGAAAUCCAACGGUUGACAGCAUUAUUGCAUUCAAGGACCACUGAGUUACCUUCUGAUGAUGUCGUUGAAAGAGAUGGAGCAAAGCCUCAUAGUUCACCGUCUCGUAUUCUGAGGCUUGAGGCAUCAACAAGCGGCUCACAAAAGAGGCAUGUUGACGAGAGAGAUAACUUUUAUGCUGGUAUUUCAACACCAGCUGUUACUUCAAAAUUAUACUGUCUUCAGGCUCUUGAAGACGAAAUGGCUUCACCUGCUGAGCUGGCAAAAGCUUACAUGGGUUCCAGGCCGAUAGCAUCAUCAGCAAUGAAACAAGAUAUGAAGUUCCUUACGGAUGCAAGUGGCCUUCCAAAAACACCAAUUUCAUCAUUUGCUUCAAAGACUACUAUGAAUGGUUUUAAGGGUCUUGAAAAUGGUUUUGUGACACCAAGAUCUCGAGGGAGAUCAGCAAUGUACAGCAUGGCACGCGCACCAUAUGCCAGAUCUUCAACUUUUACCCUAAAGGGUAUUGGGUCAAAUUACAGUCAUGGUGCAACAUUGACUUCUCAGUCUACGUUUGGACAGGAAGGCAAAAUGGCUAUAAAGCGUAGGAGUUCAGUUCUAGAUGAUGAUAUAGGAUCAGGUGGCCCGCUGCGUAGAACUCGACAGAAAGCUAAUCUUUUGUCACGAGAUAAAAGAGAACUUGGAUACACCCCUUUUCAACAAUCAGAUACCACAGGUCAAAAGCUGCUAUUAAUGAGUGGGUCUGAACCAGAAGACUUGCAGAGAGCUAAGCUAAAUGGGGACACGUCCAUGCAUGGCUCCGGAUAUGCUUUGGUUCCUACGAAGUCCACACAAACAGCCACAAAAAUAUUGCAGCACCUUGAAAAACCAAGCCCAAAAGAAAAUAAAUCAGGAUCAGCUGAAUCACCCACUAAAUUGACAUUAGAUAUGCUCCAUGGUAAGGCUCUAAGAAGCCUGGAGAAAGUUGAGAUACCAAAAUCACUUAAUUAUCCUCAUGAUAGUGAGAAAUCAGAAGCUCCACACCAGGCUAAAAUACAUACUAGUCGAGAACCAGCCUCGAAAGGCAAAGAUAAAAUUGAAGAAAAUGGAUAUAGACAUGAUAGGCGAGAGUCCAGUUUCAAAGGGAAAGAGAAAAUUGAAGAAAAUGGAACAAGCAAGUUCCCUAGUCCUCGUAGCAUAUAUAAUUCCACCAAUGGUGAAGUGCCAGUCCCUUUAAAAGAUAAUGCACCAAAUGUUACAAAUUCUCAUUCACCCUUGAAGGUUCCAUCCGAGUCUCCUCAGAAAAAGCGUGCCUUUCAGAUGAGUGCACCUGACGAUUCGUUCGAGAUAGAUGAUGAUGAUGAAGUUCAUGUUAAUGGACCUGUCUCCUUUCCAUUGGUUGAAAGUGAAAAACCUGAGACCUCUUUGGUAGCAAACAAGCUUGAUGUUGCUGACAGCAUCGAGUCUCCAAAACUUACUGAAGCUCCCAAAACUCCUGCAUUGCUUGUGAAUAAUGAAUCAGUGUCCGCUGAGGUUCCUAAAUUUCCAGAACAGGCUGAGUUGAAAGAGGUGGAAAAUGCUACAUCUUUAAAAACCAACUUUGGGGUAUUCAUUGAACCAGGAAGAGGAAUGAAGCUCCCUCCCUCACCUCCAUCAACUACAAGCACCCAAACAAGUGCGCUUUUACAAACAAACUUGCAAACAGAGAAGGUUGCUUCAGAAAAGAGUUCUAGUCCUAGUCCUUUUUUGUUUGGCACAACUGUAGAGAAGGUAUCACCAUCCCAGUUAUCUGUUAAAGAGCCUACUGUGUUUAAACUCGAUGCUACUUCAGAUCUAAAGGCACCUGAGUCGAACAGUGCUAUAUCUUCAGUUCCAAAGAACGAUCAUGUGAAAUUUUCAGCAUCCAACAAGGAAGACAAUGGGAACGGGAAUGAUCAGAAUAUAGCAAAUUCGUUAGGAACAUCAGAGUUAAAAUCAUCCGCUGUUCCUCUAGCUACAUCAACAAAUAAUAUUUUCUCAUUUGGCAAACCCACCAACACCACAUCUACUCCAAACACAACAUCUGCUUCAAAUGCUCCUGCUUUUCCUUCAAUUAAUGGUACUUUCUCGUUUGGCAACCCCGCCAACAACGCAUCUAACGCUGCCUCUGCUUCAAGUGCUCCUGCUUUGGCUUCUGUUCCCGUUCAAACCGCGGGUACAAAUACAAAUUCAUUUUUUAAUAAUAUUUCUCCCAAUGUUGUUUCCGCUAGUACCAGCACUCCAAUAUCCACCACCACUGCUACUGCUGCCACCACUAAUUUUUUCUCGACAUCUGCGUCAUUGCCAGUUUUCAGUUUUGGGUCUACUGCUACUCCAACUUCAAUGGCAGAAACUGGGAAUAAUAACAAUGCUACAAAUGAUAAGGAACUGAGAUCCAAUACAAGCAGCUUGCCUUCAACCACUACAUCUUUUGCCACCACCACGACCACUGGAAGUGGCUAUUUUGGCUUCAGCUCUCCUGCUGUUGCUUCUACCACCACUGCUCCGUCACAGGGGUCUUUUUUUAGUGUCACAAAUGGAUCUCAGGCAAACACAAGUGCAUCUACUGCAGUUACAAAGUCUGGCCCUUUCCAUUUUGGCUCUCCCGCUUCUUUUGCUGCCUCAACUCCCGCUUUUGGUGCUUCUGCUACUCCCGCGUUUGGUGCGUCCGCUACUCCUGCUUUUGGAACAUCUGCUUCUGCUUUUGGUGCUUCCGCUACUCCUGCUUUUGGUGCGUCCACUCCUGCAUUUGGUGCGUCCGCUCCUGCCUUUGGAUCAUCCGCUCCUGCCUUUGGAUCAUCCGCUCCUGCCUUUGGUUCAUCAGCUAGUUUUGGUUUAAUGGCUGCCUCUUCAGAGGGAAAAUCUAGUAAUACCACUAGUGUUUCGACUACUAGCAUUUUUGGUUCUACUUGGCAGGCCCCACCGUCUUCUGGAUCUGGCUCUACGUUAGGUUCUUCUCCAUCAUCUACGGUGUUCUCAUUUGGGGCAUCGUCGACACCGAUGCCUUCUACUACUACUUCACCUAUUGUAUUUGGCGCAUCCAAUACGGCAGCUUCAUUCAUGACAACUGGUGCUACAAACUCAUCUUUUUCGGGUCCAUCUGUUUUUGGAAACUCGGCUCCUGUUUUUGGAGCUGCCACCCUAUCACCAAAUAAUAAUGAUCAGAUGAGUAUGGAAGAUAGCAUGGCUGAGGAUUCUAUGCAUACUCCUAGUUCUAUUUCUCCGUUUGGUCAAGCUCCUGUGAGUGCACCAGGGUUCAUGUUUGGUUCUAGCACCCCAACUCCAACACCAACAGCGAAUACUUUCCAGUUUGCUGGCCAGCCGAAUCAAACACCUCAGAUUCCUUUCCAGUCGUCUAGUGUGGAGUUCAAUGCUGGAGGCGGAAGUUUUUCAUUAGGGUCUGCAGGUGAUAAAUCUCAACGGAGGAUGGUAAGAGUUAAAACCAAGAACAGAAGAAAGGGUCAAUAAACAUUUGGGAAGUGGUUCUUCCAAACUAUAGUUUGUUUCAGAGCUCAUCGAUAUGGCAUCUAAGCCAGGUAUCGAUGUUUUGAGUCGCACAUUUUUUGUCUUGUGUUGUUAUGGUCAAGUGUUGUUGUAGUUAGAAUGUUAUUAGAUCACAAUUUUGGAGCUAAGGGUUGUAGUGUGUGAAAUGUUAGAGCCAUUUGUUACCGUACUGUACUAGGAAUAGAUACUUACCAUUUCAGGUCAUACAACAUUGCUGUGGAUCUGUGUGUACUCUUUAUGUAUAAAAUGCAUAACCAAAGGGUAUAAACGUGUCACAA